This is a messenger RNA of Schistosoma haematobium, 5059 nucleotides long. RefSeq names its product Alpha-(1,6)-fucosyltransferase. The coding region runs from base 3276 to 4682 and encodes 468 amino acids. The transcript has a single exon. NCBI's taxonomy places the organism in Eukaryota, Metazoa, Platyhelminthes, Trematoda, Strigeidida, Schistosomatidae. The record is from RefSeq and is a predicted model, not a curated record.
GUAGUAGUAGGCCAAUACAGAGAAGUGACUCAAAUAUUUAACGUCAAUACUUGGAGUAUAUCAUGUAUUGCGAAAUUUAGCACGGCUGGGGAUUCGCACAGUAGGACGAAACGGCUAUUGAAUACUUCCUGGUUUCCCAUGGUGGUAUAACUUCAAUUGACUCAUGAUCUCAACUAUUAAGAUAUAUUUGUUUUGAAUGAUAAUUGAGGUUGGAAAUAUGGACCACUAGAUUAUGAUUUCAUGAUUUAAAGUCACUGUGUUCGCCCUGAAACUGAAGAGUUAUAUAUUCUAUUGUUUUUACAGCAUACUGUUGUAAAAGAAAACCAAACUAGAAUAAAACGAUUAUCAUAUAAUCGCUACUUUCCAAUGAUCCCUCAGUUAAUAUUAGUUUAUGACACAAUUAACUUUCAAAAUACAAGGUUAUACUUACAGAAUAUUGCACACGACAAAUAACCGCGUUAUAACUUUUUAAAAUUUCGUGUGUUCCUACUGUUUAUUUUUAAAAGCCAUUUCUGCUUGUUUGUAUUGCAGAGGAGUAAACACGCUCCGAUAAAAAUCUCUAAAAUAUAAAGCUAAUUAUUAUUGUGGUUGUGUGUGCAAUAGCUGUAUCCAUCGAUCCUUUGAGGUGAUAGUGAAUAUAGGUCGAAAGCUAAGUUAAUUAUCUUUUACUACAGGAACAAGUAUACACCUUAAGUCAAUUGGAAUUCUAAAAUACACUCGGACCACUGGACUCUACCAAAAAGAAAUAAAAUGUGUAGUUAAUCUUCAGUCGUGCCACCUGAAAUUACCCGCUUUAGUUAUUUAGAUAAAAUUUACCAGUAGUUAUCCGAUCACUUUUAAGAUUUAAAACUGUCAUAUUGUUGGGAUACUCAGAAAAAUACCCCAAAAGCAAUUAUCCGGUUAAGUCUAACGCUACCCUUGAACGUUAAAUGGUGUCAUUUCCCUAUUGGUCGUUCCCCUACUGAUCAAUAUUUAUUUCGUGUGUCAUUUUCCUAUUGGUCAAUGUUAUUGAACGUGUCAUCUUUCUGUUGGUCAAUAUUUAUAGUAAUCCUGACUGUAUAAAUAUGCAUUUGUUUGUAAAUCAUUAUUCUGCUGCUCCUGACCACAUAAACGAUUUUUCAUCUACGGUCCGUGUUCUGAUAUAUUGGAGAUUGGGGAUAGUAUUGGGGUCGAACUGGGAUAUCUGAAGCUUGUCAAUCGGUAGAAUUUAGAGUAGCCAACUCGCAAUUCACAAACUAUUGCAAGACCAAUAUCUGUACACCAUGAUCAUAUUACUAAAAAACUUACGCUGAACUGACUAACAAAUAAACAAUUCUAAACUGCCCAAUAAUACAUGAUCACACGCUUACAAACUGACUGAUUCCAUUAUCGUGUUACUAUAUGGCGAUCCAAACAAUUUUUUUCGAUUCAAAAGAACUAUUACAAACUGCAAGCAUUGGGAAAAUCGGUCAUUUUGUUCAGUUUUCGUGUACGGAAUAUCUAAGAUUUGGGAUGGCUUACCACUGAUAUAUUCAAGCAAUUAUCAGCGCCCAACACUAGUUGAGGGCAAUUUAUUUACUCUGAAGAAGUGUGUUAUAUCCUAGUGAAGAUUACAUUACGAGUAACGUCUGAGAACUAUUAAUGGACUAAUAUUAUUUAUAUAUUCUCAUGGUAUAUAUAUUUAGUAACUAGGUAAUGUAUAUCUAUAUUCCCCUUGUUAUAAGCUUUGUUUUGACCUAUAAUUUAUUGCUGUACGAUUUACUGUUCUUAAGCUAUGUUCAGUUUACUGACUACUGCCUCCCACGUUCACAACCACUUUUUGGCUUUAUUGUGUACAAAUAUUAUUUCCUAUUUUAUGGUGCGUUGCGGUCUGUUUGGUUGAUAUUUAAACACAGUAUGUCUGAAAUAAACGAUUCGAUUCGCAUAGUGGAAGCCGGUAUCGGUGUUCUGGACUCAAGUGGACGGGUUAGGCGGACAUAGGACUAAUAAGGACGCUAGGCUGCUCAUGCCGGUCGAACACCAUUGGAUUAGCACAGUACAAAGAUUGUUAAGUCGUAUUUUGAUUGGUGGAUAAAUCACAUGAUAAAAAGCCGGACACAAAGUCACAACAAUUUGGGUAACAUGAAGUCGCGAAACGUCAGAAGUACAAUUUUUCUACUCGUUAAAAUAUAACGAAAAAUAUAUUUAGUAUUAACUUUCUACACAGUGCUCAAUCUAUUUGAAACUAUGAAGUCAAACGUUGGCACUGAUAAUUAUUAAAAACUUUUACUUUUAGUAUGGCUAGCGCCUUUAGAAUUAACUGACCAUUAUUAUUUAAACCAUAAAAAAUAACUGGUGGGCUAGGUGAGUUUACAAUGAGAACCAUAUCGAAUUACCACUAAAAGCAACUACUGAAUGAAUACCUUUUUUUAAAUAAUAAAACUUAGUUAAUUCAUAAAUAACACUAUCCAAGCCUUAUAUUUCUUUAUUUGCAAUAUAUCAGUUCUGUAUUAUUUUUAUGGAUAGAUGUUACCUCUUAGCGUAGGACUCUACCAGAGCGUUCACCCACAAACAUACAAGGUAGCAAAAAAUUGCCUAAUCGAAAUUAAUCUGUAGUGUAAGUUAUGAACUGGAAAAUCUUAACGAACUAUCUAUGCUAAGAACUACUAUGUAGUCACUGUUGACUGACUAAGAAUUUCCGAAGUUUUGAUGAGAAGCUACGGCCAGUGAAUUUCAAUCAUGUUGGGUGACAGACAAGUACUGCCGAUAGCAAUGAUUAAUGACGGUUCUGCAAUCUUGCACAAUCAUUACAGUUAAAAAUGUGAACUAUCGACUGUUAACUCAGUGGUGUGGAAGAUAACACCACUCAUCAAGAGACCUGAAGUUUGUUCAAUGGCUAGGAUAUGGGUAUGCACCGCCAUUAGCCUAGGAGAUAAGAACGUUCUAUAAGGGGACUUACACCUCAUGAUUACAAUAUGACCAUGUAAAUGUGCUUCAUUAUACCCAAAAUCAUAUUUAAGAUUUCUUAUGAACAUUAAAUACGUUACUGUCGUUGACCCACAAAAAUUUGCUAGUAUACGACUUAUUGAUGUAAUCAAGUUGAUUAGAUAAUAGGUUUGCAUUGACCGAUAAAUCUUUUAAAAAAAUACUGACCCCUGUACCUUAAUAAACGACAACUGUUGGGAGAAAAAACCUGCCAUAUGAAGGAUGUAGAGUCCAGUGCUAUGCUAACCCUAUAUUGGUUGUUCUAUAGUCAUGCUUUAACCUUGUCAAUUAUUCGCUUAUAACCUUGAUUGUUUUAAUAUGAGAGUGUCUGUAUGGAUCGCAUACCCUGUUCAUCACACACCUUUAGCUUAUUUUUAUCUAGUUAUAAAUAUUGUCACGCUUUAUUAAAUAGAGUUGGCAUAUUCUCCUUCGCUUCCGUUCUUAAUAUCUAUUUGAAUAGACGAGUACCUGAAACAAAAUUCAAGAAUAAUUUCAUGUUAUCACUUGAUGUAUCAUCUUUAUUCACUAACAUUCCACUACAAGAAACAGUUGAUUUUAUUUGCAAUGAACUAACAGAGAGACGCAUAGAAACCCCGAUUCCAGCAUCCGCGAUAAAACAGUUAAUUCUUAGAUGCACAAUGAAUGCACAAUUCAGAUUUGACAACGAAUACUAUAGACAGCUAGAUGGAAUUGCCAUGAGAUCACCAUUGGGCCCUCUAGUGGCUGAUAUUUUCCUUGCAAAACUGGAAAACGGACCACUUAAAAGCAUAAUUAGCCAUUUACCAACUUAUUAUCGCUAUAUAGACGACACCUUCAUAGUACUAGAAAAAGAGAAUGAUAAGGACAAUUUACUUAAUACAUUUAAUAACGUUCAUCCAUCAAUUAAUUUUACAUCAGAAGAUGAACAGAACGACAGCAUAUCAUUUCUAGAUGUCCAACUAAAAAGAAGAGCAGACGGAACUUUAAAAAGAGGGGUACACAGAAAAUCUGCAGCAGGACAAUACACUCAUUUCUAUAGUGCAGUUCCAAUCAGAUACAAAAGGAACUUGAUAAAAAUCUUGACACAUCGGGCUAGAAUGAUUUGCUCUGAAGACACCAUCGAAGAAGAAUUGAAUAAUAUUCGGAACCUACUUAGCAUGAAUGGGUAUCCCAUGAAAUUCAUCGACAAACAUAUGAUGGAGAAGAAAACAAGGACAAAGAUACCCACCGUCCAUAAGAAGGUACUAUUCAUAAAACUACAAUUCAUAAAUGACACCAUUGAAGAAACCUUAACUCAGAAACUAAGAAGAGCCGUAAAAAAAACAUUUAAUGCUGCCAGAUUAAAUGCAAUCUUCUACAACUAUCCUAAGAUAAGAACAGCCAACAAAGACAGACUGCCUGAAUUCGCCAAAUCUAUGUGUAUCUAUCGUUUCAACUGCUCCUGUGGAGCCAGUUAUAUUGGGCGUACAAUUCGGCAAGUCCGUCAUCGCAUUACUGAACAUCAUCCGUCGUGGUUAAACAAAGGACAGGUAAAAGUGAUUAAAAGUUCUAUUCUCUCUCACUUGGUUGACACAGGUCAUCAAGUCGAAUUGAAUGAAGCUUUUAAGGUUAUCUACAAUAUCCCAUCUAAUUUGCCACAUGGUCUACGAGUGCGCCUCUUGCACAUUGCGGAAGCCAUCGCAAUCCAUGUUCACAAACCUGACCUUUGCAUACAAAAGAGAUUCGUACAACCACUUUCCCUGCCCUGGCCAUCAGUUUAAGAUUUCCUUCAAAAGAACUAUUUUUCAUACUUCUUCCAUUUUUUUUAAUAAUUUUUUUAAACUUUUGUAAUUUUAUUUCUGUUGCUUUUGAACUUAAUAACUUCUCAACAUUCAUCUCUUGAUUCUUACGUAACUACCAUCCUAUUGACCAUCUGUUAAAAUUCUGUUCCUUCUUUGUUUCUUACAUUACGCAACUUAGCAGCUUCUUGAUCACUUUGAAUAUUAAUAAUCCUCUUUCUUCCAAUUAAUCAAUGUUAAUUUAAAUGUCAUUAUGUAAUUAUUACGUAACGUAUCCACUCGAUGAGUAUUAUAUUAUUAUUGUAAAACGUAUAUAUAUUAGUGUAGAGCCAUGAUGAAAAACUAAUUGAAAAGAAAUU